ACGGGUAAAUGAUGUUCUCUAUAUGUAGUGUGAUCUUUCAUAGUUUUAUGUCAUUGUUUGCAGAAAAACACGGGACAUGUUCUUAUCCAGUUGUCCAUGAUGAGUAUGAGUACUUCCUAACGACCUUGAAUGUUUACUUCAAAUAUAAUGUCACUGGAGUUCUGUUUGAAGCUGGGUAUGUACCGUCAAAUUCCGAGAAAUAUCCACUGGGAGGCAUCAUUACUGCCAUUCAAAAUGCCUUCCAUGCAACUCCAGAGUUGAUAUGCUCGGGUGAUGAUGUGGAGGAACUUCGGAUAUGCUUCUAUAAGGAUUUCCAGCCUCGUGACUGUGCGAGUGGAUCUAUCAUUAGACGUGACAGAGUCUCUUCUGGGUCGUGUCCUCAGUACGUCAGCUUGCCAGCAUAUGGAUCAUGGGGGUAUUCAUAGUCUUUUGGUUUCACAGGGCUUAACAACCAUACAAAGGCAGUUUCUUGACCUGAGCAAUAGUCUGACAGAAGUUUCAUGAUCUAAGCGAUGGUCUGAUUUGAUCAGGUAAAAUCUGACAAGGGUUGCAAGAUCAGACCUUUAUUGCUUUUCCAAGAAAUUUAGCACAUUACAAGUUUCAACUUGCUAUUUAUAAGAGAUACAUUGUUCUUGUAAGAUUAUGAGAUGUUGUUGAUGUACUUUACUGGUCUUAUAAAAGAAACAUCUCAUAAAAGAUUUUUUAA
Messenger RNA from Nicotiana tabacum (common tobacco), 706 nucleotides. Lineage: Eukaryota; Viridiplantae; Streptophyta; Magnoliopsida; Solanales; Solanaceae. The record is from RefSeq and is a predicted model, not a curated record.